AUGUUCGUCUGUGUGUUCGGCUUCAUUGGCAACACCCUCGUUACCAUAGCAACCAUGUAUCGUAAAGCCUUUAGUGGUGACAAUAUAUCCAUAGUGUUUGUGAGGAACUUGGCGAUUGCUGAUCUGUUGUACAUAUUGAUACAGGUAGUCCCAGACAUUGCAGUGCGUUUAAACUCCCACCAGUGGAUACUAGGGCCCACGUGCUGCUUCAUAUCCGCGCACGCGGUCUACAUCCCCGGGGCCGCUAACAUGGCCUUUAUCUUCUCCAUCUCCCUCUACCGGCUCCUCUCCUGCAAGUUCCCCUUCCAGUUCAGGGAGACUAUAACUAUUCAGCAAGCUAACGUGUUCAGUAUAGUGGUGUGGGCGUGGUCAGUGGUACCUAGUGUGCUGUACCUGUGUCAUAACACUCAGGCUGUAUUCCAGCCCCUCACUUCAGACUGUGAGGUUGUGUUUCAGAGAAAGGGACUGGUUAACCUCGUUAUAGCCGGCCCUUAUGUUGUAGUACCCUUCCUGGGACUCAUCACUUGUAAUAUCUGGCUCUAUUGUAUCGCCAGGAAGUCCGCUGCUCGACUUGGUAAGUCUGCUCGACAAGCUCUUGUUACAAUUGGAGCUGUCUCUGUUCUCUUCACUGUCUCCUGGCUGCCCUAUAUUGCCAGGAAGAUUGUCAUGAUUGUAACUAAGAAGGAUCUGAACUGGCCCAUGAGACCUGAUAUCAUGUUUUACGAGCUGAGUAUCUUUGGGAACCCCAUUAUCUACACUGUUGUUAACGAGAGGUUCAAGGUUUUCUUAAAGAAUCAACUGUUUUCUCUCAUUAAACCCGGUCAACCUACCAUACAGUUUUACACAAACAACUCACAAUCAGAGCAGCAAUCCCCUGCUCGCAAAUCAAACAGUAAAACAACACUGGGGAAUCAGGUUGCUAAGGGAACGCUGGGCAAUCAGGUUGCUAGUCCUUUCAAGUGUUUUAAAGAUAACAGAGUUAGCAGCGACACUAUAACUGUGCAGCCCCUUGAUCAAUCUUUCUUGAACAGUUUACGGCAGAACGAACAAAUUCAGCAUUCGGCAAAGGGAAAAUCCUGAACUAAAUGUUUUUCAUUCCAAUACUGAAUUGUCCUUUCGAUAUUCGCACAAACUUUGAUUUGUUGCUUUAUACUUUUAAGCUUUUAUGGCAUAGCAGAGGUCUUUCAAAGCAUAUUAUAUUAUAGCCAUUAAUGAUUUAAAAUCAGAGAUGUUUAUACAAUGAGCUUGAAGAAACAGAGACUAUAACUUACAAGGUCAGGAACAGUGACUGUCGACGUUCGUUUAGAGUGAUGAUUUGCAUUCCUGAGCACUGACCGGUCCGUGUGACAGUUGGAGUAUAUCUUCCUAGUGUUGAAGAUACAGAACGAGGGUUUCAGCUGUCUUGCGUCGGCGUAUGAUAGGGAC
This is a messenger RNA of Bolinopsis microptera, 1425 nucleotides long. RefSeq names its product rhodopsin, GQ-coupled-like. The coding region runs from base 1 to 1080 and encodes 359 amino acids. Gene Ontology annotation, molecular function: G protein-coupled peptide receptor activity. Gene Ontology annotation, biological process: neuropeptide signaling pathway. Gene Ontology annotation, cellular component: plasma membrane. The transcript has 2 exons. NCBI's taxonomy places the organism in Eukaryota, Metazoa, Ctenophora, Tentaculata, Lobata, Bolinopsidae. The record is from RefSeq and is a predicted model, not a curated record.